Haliotis rubra (blacklip abalone) is the source of this 3734-nucleotide messenger RNA. Its product is annotated as protein FAM92A-A-like. Gene Ontology annotation, cellular component: ciliary basal body; ciliary transition zone. The transcript has 11 exons. The coding region runs from base 80 to 1030 and encodes 316 amino acids. NCBI's taxonomy places the organism in Eukaryota, Metazoa, Mollusca, Gastropoda, Lepetellida, Haliotidae. Gene Ontology annotation, biological process: cilium assembly. The record is from RefSeq and is a predicted model, not a curated record.
AUUAUGUGGUAGGAAUUCGCACUUGAUAGGGCGAGGUACUUGGACUUGAUCGUGGUAUUAAUUCACUCAUAAGAACAGAAUGAGCCGCAAUGCAAACGAAGUUAGUGCCAGACAAUCUCUUGAGAAGCAGUCCAAGUUCUGUAUGGCCCGUGUGGAUAGUGUCCAGAAGAACUUCGGUCUCAUCUGUGACACCAUAGGGUCAAUCACACGCAAAAAUGCUCGGCUCAGGAACAAAGGUGACGUCCUGGCAGGUCACAUCAAGAACUAUGCAGAUGGAGAACGACUCAACAGUUCUUCCAAGAAAGCCCUUACACACUUUGCUGAAAACUACUCCACUAUACAAGACUACAAGAACUCUGAGGUCCACAGGAUGGAGGCUAAGGUGCUACAACCCAUCAUGCAGUAUGGCGCCAGGUGUAAACAGAUGAAGGCAACUGUGAAGCGUGAGAUUUCAGCGUUGAAGAAGGAGAGGCAGACGAGACAGAAGCUGGAUAAGGUCCGACAGAAGAAUCCUGGAGAUCGGCACCAGAUUACAAGGGCUGAGACUGAGGUACAGCGAGCAAGUCAAGAUGCCUCAAUCUACAGCCGGGCCCUGGAAGAUGAGAUGGACAGAUUUGAGAAAGAGAAGGUGACUGAUUUAAAGAAAGUGUUGACGGAAUACCUGAACAUUGAGAUGACGUUCCAUGCCCGUGCCUUGGAGAAUCUCGCAAAGUGUUUCGAAAAUGUUACCAUGAUAGACGAGUUUUCUGAUGUUGAGGAGUUCCGAACAGCAUUGAUGGAUACAACUGGCUCCAGUCGACAGUUGGGAACAAUGAGCUCUCGCGGUGUCUCGGACACACUGGGUAGUGGCACGCUGCCGUCAAUGGGGUCGACAUACUCAGACAGACAACAGUCUGUACGGAUCGCAAGUUCGAUGUAUGGUGAUGAGGAAGAGGAUGAUGAUGAGGAUGAUGAUGAGGAUGAAGAUGACGAUGAUGAAGAUGACAGCCCACCUACCACAUCACGCGCGCCUCGAGUCCACUACGCAUAGAAUCCAGGAUCUUCCACGCAGACUCACUUUUAACUGUUCUGACACAUACAACAUUACGCUUCACUCAUCACAAUACACUGCAACUUUUCAAGAAGGUUGAACAGGGUCACAAGUUUUGUCACUGUGCAUUGUUUCAUUGCUCCAGAUGUCUGUCACAUUGUCACAUUGUCUGUCACAUUGGGUGUUGAUAGUUUUAGGGGUAUGCAACCCUACGUUUGAUACAGAUAACCAAAUAUGUCAUUCUAUUUAUAUACUUGCUCGACAUACGAAAAUCAAUAAUAAGUGUGACAAAAAUGCUGUUCAGGUAGUUUAAAUUUGCACCUGUUCAUGUGCUGAUCUAUACACGAUGCCUUCUUUCAAUCAGUACGUGUAAAUGAAGACUGAAAAUAAUACAUUGGGUAAUUAAGCAUGUUGUGCCAUUGCUUUGUUAUUUCAUGUGUAUGCAUAUUAGUGUGCAGCCAGCUCAAAGCUAUUUGGGUUAGUGUGAUAAAAUUUGCAUAUUCUAUGCAAAUAUGCAACUUAGUUGGUGCCCUGUUGUUGCAGCUUAAAACAUGCUCUAGUAGUACUGCAUGUUCAUAUUGUUGACUUUAUUUAAUCAUUAUGAACCAGAUUAAUCUUUCUUUAGCCUUUUACCCAUCAGUACACUAAACAAUGGAAGAAAAACUUAAAAUUUCCACUGAAAUCCAUGAGCAAUCAUAAUAUUUUAAGUUAAACAAAUUGCAAAUUGACCUUUGAAAACAAAAGUUCCAACCUUGAUUCAAAGCUGCAGAAAGUUUUUGAAGACAUGAAACGUAUUAAGAAAAGCAAGAUUUAUGGAUGUCAACCUCCUUAUUGUGAAUAACAUGAUGUUUCAGAGUGUAUGCUUGCCCCUUCAUCAGGUCAUGAAACGUAUUGGAUUGGCUUCCGUGUUAUAAUUUGGCUUCCUCUUACAAUUCCUCCCCGGUGUAAACAUUUUGGCAUGUAUAAACAUUAACACAUGAGAUUACCCAGUAUUCAGAUGAGAAUAGGGCAAGGAGUAACCUUGCUGUGUUUUCAGAAACAUGAAGAAGUUGCUAUUCAUAUACAGUUCCACGACUUUCUGUUGUUCCAAGUUCUGAAUGCUUGUAAAGACUCAUCAGAGAAAGUUGUGUUCUUUUAUAGCCAGCCUUCAGUUAAGGAAGCAAGUUGUGUUUUGCAGUGUAUGAAAUAAGCCCCAAACCCAGCCAGAAAUCAGGGCUGGAAACUUCAACAUGUUACCAUCCCAAAAUUGAUUUCACCAGACCAGACACAAAGACAUGGUGAAUUUAUUCAGAUGUAUGGAAUAUCUAAAAAAAAUUACCAGACCAUCGGGCUGGCUAGUUGUAAAUGUAGACCUUUCAUCAGAAAUCUAGCCCAUCUUGGGCGGUCGGACGGGCCAUAUUUCAAACACUGUGUUUUGUCAUCAUUAUGUACCUAUAACAUUUCACAUUAAUUUCAAAUCAAUGUCAAUAUCAUUAUAAAUUAAAACAAUGUGACAAUAUGAACUUGUGUCAUAACUCCGAACAAUAUUGUCGAGAUAUCUGAUAUUUCUGUUUGAAGAUUGAGUGAUGAAAAUAUGACAUUACUUUGUCCAUGUAUAUAUGUUGUAAGUUAUUGCAUCAGCUGUGAUAUAAAGUACCUGUGUUACCUCACUGAUGAUAGUCAGUCUCUACAAACACCUGCAUACUUCGUUAGUGGCGCAUGGAAUGAAACAACAUUGUAUCAGUGUUACUUGUGCAUCAUAUCGUAAAGCUUUCUAAACUUUGUUCAUGUUGUGGUACACAUCUUUAUAAAACUAAAAGUGCUCAUAGAGUAGCCACAUUUCUUGAAUUUGCUGUUUUACUUUUGUAUGCAAAUGAGUAAUUGCAGCUAAUGGAUAAUGGUAAUUGACAUUGUGAGGAAUAUAGAUAUGCAUGUAAACAGAAGCCCAUGGUGGCGGUAUAGCAUAUCAAGGACCUGGACCAGAAAGGUCUGUUUGUGUCCAACACAUCCCUGAUGUUUAACAUGGUAGAUGUUUUUCACAUUUGCGCUUCAUUUGCCUGUGACAACUGAUAGCAAAGGUGCCAACAUUUGUUUAAUCAGAUUAUCUGUACUUUCAUAAUGCCAUUAUUUUUGUUGUAUAAAUUGAGGAUCUUAUUUAUUUGGGAGGGGGUGGGUUUGAAUCCCAGAUUGGUCGUGAACCAGAAAGGUUCUAGAAUGAGUACUUCAGAGAGAACGUUGUGUGGGGAGUGUCUACGGUUCUGUCCGUAAGAUCCUGACAACCGAUAUGUAGUGCUGACUUGAAUCAUCUCCAUUCUUAUACAGGAUACAUUAGGGACCGUUCAUAAUUUAUGGCUAGGGGGAUGAUGAUGAUUUUAAAGGGGUCACCCAUUUUGUUCUGGGGUGGGGGUGUGUUCAUCAAUAGUGUACACAUGGGGGUCAUCAAUUUUGUACAUAAAAUCUGAAAAAUUAUGCUUCAAAAUUUUGGGUUAUGUUGAUUUUGUACAUGACGAGGGGGGAGGGGGGUGUCAUCUACUUUGUACAUAAAUGUUAGGGGUGGGGUGGGGGUGUCAUUCACAUUGUACAUGCUUCUCCAUAAACAUCAUCACCCCUAGCCAUACAUUCUGAACAGUCCCUUAGUGUACACUGGUUACCAUGUAAUGUCCUGUCAUCUCAAACUGUCAUGAUCAUGACUGCAAGGAAUGUUAGUAAAGAUCUGAGAAAAGUU